Trichoderma asperellum CBS 433.97 is the source of this 531-nucleotide messenger RNA. The record is from RefSeq and is a predicted model, not a curated record. NCBI's taxonomy places the organism in Eukaryota, Fungi, Ascomycota, Sordariomycetes, Hypocreales, Hypocreaceae.
AUGGAUCCUAGCGACCACUUCUUCACAACGCAAGACCUCCAUCACCAGUAUCACUUUGACGCAGGCAUGCAUCAUGUCAUGCCACACCACCAGCAAGACAAGCUGAACAUGGCAAUUCCCAUUUUCUCAGCCGACGCUGCCAACGCCGCCUUUUUCCACGUGCCAACACAGUCCAUGGCCGGCUUAACAGGGCCAGGCAUGACGCCGCCCCCAGCGCCGCAUCAGUACCGCCAGGACUCACCCUCCAGCACGCACAGCGGGGGGUCUGUUUCAAAGUACCGCGGCGCUGCCCGAUCGCCGGACGGCGAUGAUUUCGAUGCCGGCAGUGACGAAGCGCAAGCAGCCAUUAGACGACACCGCAACACAAUGGCGGCGCGGAAAUACCGGCAGAAACGCCUCGACCAGAUCGCCGAUCUGGAGCGGGCAUUGAGUGACGUGACUAGCGAGCGUGAUGACCUCAAGCUGAAGCUCGCAAGACGUGAAGCCGAAGUAGAGGCACUACGAGAGAUACUCGGUGGAAAAAAGAGAUGA